Mesorhabditis belari is the source of this 243-nucleotide messenger RNA. The record is from the annotation of a GenBank genome assembly. Lineage: Eukaryota; Metazoa; Nematoda; Chromadorea; Rhabditida; Rhabditidae.
AUGCGAGCAAGUAGCUUGAAAAGCUUGAGAGCAUCAGCUGCUUUUCUCGUCAUGUACGUUUUGUUGGUACCACAGUCGAAGAACGAUAGAGUUGUGCCCGUGAUCUGGCUGUCUGGGUUGAAGAGAUGCACUUCUUCAGUCACCAACGCUUCACCGUCUCGCAAACGAUCAGCCGAGAUCACUACCACUUCAGGACCCAAUGCUGGGGCGAAUAGAAGCGAAUUAGAUAAUCAUAACCGCAUA